This is a messenger RNA of Blepharisma stoltei, 4466 nucleotides long. The record is from the annotation of a GenBank genome assembly. Lineage: Eukaryota; Ciliophora; Heterotrichea; Heterotrichida; Blepharismidae.
AUGAAUAAAAGAACCGGAGUUGACACUUCAGUCAACUUGGACGAAACUACUAAUGAAACCCAAGACUUAAGACCUCCAGAAAACCCAAAUAAUAGAAGAAGAUCACGUAUCUCUCAAAUGCAUAUUGAUACAAGGAGACAUUCAAAGCUUUCAACCACUUCAGUAUCAUCAAUCGGUGAAAAUCUGAAAAAUAGUAAAUCCUAUACAGAUAACCCUGUCCUUAAGAAAAAGAACAACUCAAUGCCUACUAUUAUUUUACUGAAACUAACAGGCUCAAUCUUCCAAGCAAUUUUAACUGUUUUUGCUUGUAUAGUUUAUGUUAUGAGCACAUAUAUAGGAGAUGAGCAAACAAUGUUUUUUAACUCACUAGAGCUCGCAAUUGCAAUAUUAUUUACAAUAGAUUAUAUCCUUGGGUUUAUUACUGCAAUAGAUAAAAAGAAAUUUAUGCUGAAACCUCUUAAUAUCAUUGACAUUGUUAUUAUUCUCCCAGUUUACAUCACUCUUUUAAGUGUAAAACACAUUUAGCCUUCAUCACAUAGCUCUUUGACGUUUACUAGGUUUAUCCGUGUCGUUAGAGUUAUCAGAAUCUUAAGAUUAUACAGACUUUUUGCAGUAAAAUUUAUUUAGUUAUCAAAAGCUGAAGACCAGCCACAAGGAGGCUUUGUGAUACAGUCUUCAGAAGUAGCCAGACAAAUAAUGAUAGCGAUUUUAACAGUUUUUACCUUGAUUUUUAUAUCUGCAGGAGUAGUGCUGGCACUACAAAAUACCAAUGAUUUUCAGAUCACUUUGCCAGUUCCAGGUGAAACUAUGACUUUUGAAAAGGCAUUAUAUUUUAUUAUAAUUACAACUUCAACUGUCGGGUAUGGAGAUAUGAGUCCAUCUACUAAGCUUGCUAGAGCUAUCAUAGGUCUUUAUAUCAUUAUUGCUGUCAUCAUUAUGACUCAACAAACUUCAAAGCUCGGCGAGCUCAUGAAAAAUAGUUCUCCUUACAAAAAUCCUUAUAAAACAGAACCAGGCAAGCACAUUGUAGUAACUGGAAAGUUCAAUGCUACCACCCUUUAUAGGUUCUUAAAAGAGCUUUACCACCCUGAUCAUGACAUGCCAAUGACCGAAUGCAAAGUUUUAAUUGUAAACUCAGAGCCUCCAAGCAAAGAUAUUUUAGCUAUCUUAAACCAUCCUAUGUAUGAAGAAGCUGUAAAAUACCUAGAAGCUGAUUUUAUGGGCGAAGAAACGUUAAAGAGUGCAGCAAUUGAUAUAAGUCGAGGAGUUGUAGUCCUGACAAACCAAUAUGAAGACGAAAUCGCUAAUCAAGACGUCAAUGCUAUAUUAGCGUCUAGUGCUGUUAAAGAAUUUUCAGCUGAAACUCCAGUCUUUCUUCAGCUUGUCAGACCUGAUUUGCUUAUGCAUCACUAUUGGGCAGGUUGGGAAACUGGAUUCAGCACUUGGAAAUUUAAACUUUCUAUGCUGUCUGCCAAUGCAUUUACACCUGGCUUUAGCACUUUGCUAUCAAAUUUAAUGAUUUCUUCCUCUGGGAUAAUGAAAAAAGAAUGCUUUGGAAAUCAUUGGGUAACUGAAUACAUUGCAGGGCUCUCUAACGAAGUUUACUACUACAAAUUUCCAAAGCAUUUAAUAGGAGCAAAAUACACAGACGUCGUCAAAGCAUUUUAUUUCAAAAAUGGCUCAUUGAUUAUAGGCAUCCAAACUAAAUUAAAUGACGCUACAGAAAUUUUAUUGAACCCUGUGGAUUAUUAUAUCAAAAAAAGUGACAGAGCUUUUAUGAUCGCUGAAGGCAUUGAAGAUGCAAAAGAAAUUGAAGAACUUGAUAUACAUGAAAUUGGAGUAGAGCCGGUUAAAUUUGAAAUGUUUGAGCAAUUAAGACAGAUGAAAACGCCACCACCGAUAAAAAGUGUAUAUAAACCUAUUGAAGAAAGACAUUUACUUAUGUGGGGAACGGAUUUGAGAGGGUCUGUAUGGGAUCAUAUUAUUGUGUUUGGGAGACUUGAGCAUUUAGAAAUUUUAUUGGAGACUUUUGCGAAAACUAUAAAAUUAAAAAUAAAUAGAUAAAUAUUUUUAAUGGAAAAAAUAUGUGAAUAUUUACUUGAAGGAGAAUAGUAAUCAAUUGGUUUGUUAUGUGUCUGAUCAGCCUCCUGAUAAUAAAUGAAAAAGAAUUUCACAAACAUAUAGAGACGCUCUGUACUUAGAAUGCUCUUUUUCUGAUGUAGAAGAGCUUUCACACACUGCAAUAAGUUUUGCUUAUCACACAAUUUUAUUACCUCCCCCCCAUUAAAUUGAACAGUAAAACCUGCUCAAAGUUAAAAUUUUUUUUUUCAAAAAAAUUAUAUACGAAUUUUAUUUUAUUUAUAAUUAAUGAAGAAAUUAAACGAUUCAAUGUAAAAAUUGCUUAGAUUAGAUUACGAUAGGUAUUUAUAGUCCCCACUUCCUGAAGUGCCGUGCGUUCGGUAGGUGUGUGCCUGCGGGGCGGGCUCCCUCAAGUCACUUUGGGCCAGGGCCGAAAUCCCCGGUUUUUCGAUAGAUCCAUUUUCAGAACUACCCCACCCUGGGUAGUUUAUGCCCAGAUCGUCCCAUUGAGGAGCCCUUAGAACUGGAGAAACUAGCCCUGAAAAUUUUGUCUGAUCUGUCUUCCACUUUUUCUCCGGAUCAUCUCCGAAGAAAAACAAACGCGGUUGCGUAGAUUCGGGACAGGCACGAAGCAGCUGAGGCAGAUGAGUCGCCCUGCCUCUAUCGGACACCCGUUCUGGAGCUGGACGCUGCUAAUAAAAAAGAUGAAAAAACUGCUGUUCGAGCCAGGCCACUAGUCAGUGGAAAUAGUGCUGGGCCUCUCACUUCGAUACUAAACCGACCCUUGGGCAGUUCUUUGUAUCAAAAAAACGUGUCCGAAUAUGCAUAAGGACACCCCAGCAGGAAGGGCAGGUCGCUUGUCACCGGCCAUUUUAUAUAUAUGUGAAAACUGUUUAAAUAAUAUUCUAUUUACAUUUUCCAUUUUGGUCAACAUCUAUUCCAUAAAAUUAUUAUUUUUCACCUAUUAAAUUUUUCCAUUAAAAAUAACAAUUUAAAUGGGUUGAAAGUACCCAAAAAAUGAAAAUUUUGCUGAUAUUUUGCUCCAAUUUAAAAGAGGGAGUAAGCAAUAGAAUUGAAGGUUCCACAAUGGAAGAUUCUGGUCUAUUGCCACUUGUAGGCUUAAUUGAAAAGAAUUUUACUUGUAAAUUCACUGUUGAAUUAGUCGAUGAAAUUUAAGAUUUAAGAUUACGAUAACACUCUGUCGACCCCCACUUAGCUUAGGAUCUGACAAACAAGCCCUUCCUUCCUGAAUUCCAUCACUGGCAAACAGCUCUGAACAACGGUAGGUGGAAUCGGCCUAAACCGUAGAACCGUUACAGUUGCCUAUGACCUAGACGAGUCUCUCUUUCUUUCUUGAUGUUGAUUCAAGCACACAAGGAACUGCCGAAGCAGUUCCAGCGCUAAUAUCCUUCAGAAAGUCUGAACUUCCCUCACUAGGAUGACCUUAGGGUACAAGGACCCUAAUUCAUGCGCUCCAUUUUUAAUUGUCGAUGAAAUUAAUUUGAAAUAUUUAGAUAAAAAGCCACGAUCCGAGCUUGAAAAUUUGCCAUUUGUGGUGUGGCCAAGAUAUGCAGCAUCUCAUGUGUUUUUUUCGAGCGCUUUGGAUUAUAUUAUAGCUCAAGCUUUUCAUAAUAACAUUUUAAUCGAUUUAGUGCAGCGCCUGAUUGUAUACGAAGAUAUGUUUGCAGAGCUUGGAAUUGAUGAAAAUUAUAGGAUAAAUUCAAUAGAGCUGCCAGAAAAUUUAUAUGGUAAAAUUACUUUUGGCGAAGUAUUCAAUUAUUUACUCUAACUAUUUAAUAAUUUUUUAAUAAAAAUAUAUAUUAAUCCAAAAAAAUAUUAAUUUCUCUAUAAGAAGUAAAAAGUUAAUAAGUCUUCAAAGACCUCUAGUCGCUUUAGGAAUAUACCGCAACACAGGAAUAUUAAAUAAUGAAACCCCUUAUGUCUACACAAAACCAGAUGCAAACACCCCAAUUUUCCUUGGCGAUAAAAUAUUUGUAAUGGGAGAGCUAGAAGACAGGGAGUCAAGUCCAUACUUAAAAGACGUAAAAAAUGUCAAAAGAAAAACAACUGUUAUAGACUUCAGCAGAAAAAAAUCAAUCACAAAAAGAACGUCUUCUUUAACUAUAAGGAAAAAAACAGUUGCCCAAUCAGCCGUUCAGGUAGUUGAAGACGAGGUAAGAGACGAAACUCAACCUUUUACUGAUGAAGAAAUUAUUAAUAUGGUGAGAAACCUUUUAGAAAAAACCAAAAAAGAAAGAGAUAUUAUAAACGUAAUUUUUAUGCAGAGACAAAACGAAACUUUAAUUAAUUUAACAAGCGAGUACAACACCGUUCAGCAAAUGCUGCAGGGGAUGGAUUUAGAGGAGGAUGAAAAUAUAAGUUCAUAA